Camellia sinensis is the source of this 1136-nucleotide messenger RNA. The record is from RefSeq and is a predicted model, not a curated record. NCBI's taxonomy places the organism in Eukaryota, Viridiplantae, Streptophyta, Magnoliopsida, Ericales, Theaceae.
CUUGCUGCACAAAUCAUGUGCUGAGUUGCCCAAAAAAAUCAAGCACCCUUUUCACCAAAUACACCCUCUUACCCUUCGCACCAAGGAUGAUGGGAGUCCCUUAAGUUGCAAAGCAUGUCUGAUGCCUUGUGGUCGCCUCAUCUACCAUUGUUCCAAGUGUGAACACUCCUUGCACAUCAAAUAUGCUUCCCCAGUAAGAAUAGUGAGGUCUAAAAUUCACCACCACUCUCUUGCUUUCGUGGAUUUCCCCUAUCCCCGCGGCAGCAAUCCUAUUGGUUCCUUCAACCAUCCUGAUUCCAACUGUAGAGAUUGUGGUGGUAAUUUCAUGACACCAGAGUUUUGUGAAGAUAAUUUCCCGAUGCCAAAGGUUUACCGUUGUGUGGACUGCAACUUUAAUAUCCAUCUCAAGUGCAUUCCAACAUUACCAGAAACCGUCCAAAAUGGCCACAGACAUCGCCUCACUAUCACUGAUUCAAUGGUUAAAGACCGUCCGGACGAAGAUGAAGAAGAUCCAACCAUAGUGUACUAUUGCGAUGCAUGCGAGCAACGAAGACGCCUAGUUGAUCGCACUUAUUAUUGUACUGAAUGCCACUUUGUUUCUCAUGUUGAUUGCGAUUCCGUGGCCUCUGAGGUUGUAAAGUCACUAGAGACAGAAUCGUUCUUGGCCAAAGAGAACACCGUCACCAAAAAAUGGACAAGCAAAGCGGUAAAUAUAUUAUUGCUACUAUUUAUAUUUUCGUUAUUACUGCUGUCAGAUAGUUACAGAAGCAAAGGGCGUUGCUUGGUCUGAUGGUAAAAUCUUCAGCCUGUCUAAUUAUGAAAUAUGUAAGAAGGGCUGAUCUGUAUAUAUAUUUGAGAGCUUUCAUUUUGAUUGAACUGUGUACUAAUGAAGCAUUAGAUUUGAAGUAUUGUUGAUUUAGUUGCAAAUGCGCAUAAAGUUUGGUACUGUUAAAUUAUAACAGUUCAUUUGACAUGCUGUUGAAGAGUCUUUCUCUUGAGAUCUUGUCAAAAUUUUGAUGUUAAAUCCUGCAACAAAGAUUGUCUGCCUUGAUGAGUUUGUUGAGUGCUAGCGUUUAGUUGUUUUGGAAGGCAGCUCUGUUAAGGCCUUUAUUUGAUAUAUGUCAACAUUUUAUCAA